ACUUGCCCGGCUCUUUGCGCUCUAUCUUUCCUCUACAAAUCCAACGCGAACAGGAUUAAAAUGCUCAAGGUUACGAGAUCUAUAAGAUCGUUCAUGUGUACAUGGAUCGCCCUGGUCCUUCUGCUGUUCCCCUUGCUGGCACACGCCGCGGAAGAGGAAGAAGCAGCGAAAGGGCGAGGAGGAGGGGGUGGCCGUGGAAGUAACAGGAAUGGAAACGGAGGCAAGAAGCCCCCUAAAACAGUCAAGCUCGGGAGUUGGAAUGCUCCAUUGUGGGCUGUCGUUCUCGUCCCUAAGCCUAUAAUCACCCCAUACGUUCCGCCGCACAUCAUCAUCUACGAACUCCCGCCCGCCACGCCUUCUUACCCCACCAAUAAAAUCUACGAUAAACCAGCGGUAGGAGGGGAGGCGCAAAAGUAUUAUAGCGAGCCGUAUGGACAAGGUGGUAUGGGAUACAACACGGCUAGUGGAGGAGGUGGCGGGUACGGUUAUAAUAAUCCCGCUCCUUCGACUAUGCAUACCAACAUGGCCAGUGGGGGAGGUGGUGGGUACGGUUAUAACAAUAGCGGCCUCUCUUCCACGCCGGCGAGUCCACCCCAGCACGCACAAAACCUCUCGUCUGGGUAUUCUGGGAGAUUCAUGGCCCAUCUGAUGCGGUCCUCUGAUUUAUCAGAUUUAAUCCACUUUGGAGAGGAUGAAAUCGAACAUAUAGCACCUGAGAAGUUCGAUCUUCCCAAAGAGAGACAGGUCAAAGUUACUUGGGCGAUCAG
This is a messenger RNA of Acaulospora colombiana, 767 nucleotides long. Lineage: Eukaryota; Fungi; Glomeromycota; Glomeromycetes; Diversisporales; Acaulosporaceae. The record is from the annotation of a GenBank genome assembly.